GGCCGGCCCCCGCGCCCAGGCGGCUGCUCCCUGCUGACUGGGGUGUGGGCGGGGAGCGGCGGAGGGAGGAGGAGGCGCUGCUGGCCGCCGCCGUUGCCUCCGCUGCUGGGCGCCUGGGCAGCACCCCAGGUUUCCGCGGCCGCCAUGGACGAGCAAGCGGGUCCCGGAGUCUUCUUCAGCAACAACCAUCCGGGCGCCGGCGGUGCCAAGGGUCUCGGGCCUCUGGCGGAGGCUGCAGCGGCCGGCGACGGGGCGGCUGCGGCAGGGGCGGCCCGAGCCCAGUACAGCUUACCCGGGAUCCUGCAUUUCCUCCAGCAUGAGUGGGCCCGCUUCGAGGUGGAGAGAGCCCAGUGGGAGGUGGAGCGGGCGGAGCUGCAGGCCCAGAUUGCCUUCCUUCAGGGGGAAAGGAAAGGUCAAGAAAAUUUGAAAAAGGAUCUUGUGAGGAGGAUCAAAAUGCUGGAGUAUGCUCUUAAACAGGAAAGAGCCAAAUACCACAAGUUGAAAUAUGGGACAGAAUUGAAUCAGGGAGAUAUGAAGCCUCCAAGCUAUGAUUCUGAUGAAGGUAAUGAAACAGAGGUGCAGCCACAACAAAAUAGCCAGUUAAUGUGGAAACAAGGUCGACAACUACUCAGACAGUAUCUACAGGAGGUGGGUUACACAGAUACUAUUCUGGAUGUGAAAUCUAAACGAGUGCGAGCUUUGUUGGGCUUUUCAAGUGAUGUCACUGACAGGGAAGAUGACAAAAAUCAGGACUCAGUUAUAAAUGGCACAGAGGGUGAAGUUAAAGACACAGCAAUGAUUGGAAAAUCCGAGUUAACAGAUUCUGCCUCUGUGCUGGAUAAUUUCAAAUUCCUUGAAAAUGCAGCUGCAGAUUUCAGUGAUGAAGAUGAAGAUGAUGACAUUGAUGGAAGAGAAAAAAGCAUCAUUGAUACUUCAACAAUUGUUAGGAAAAAAGCAUUGCCUGAUAGCAGUGAAGAUCGAGAUACUAAAGAAGCUCUAAAGGAGUUUGACUUUUUGGUUACAUCAGAGGAAGGAGACAAUGAAUCUAGAAGUGCAGGCGAUGGAACAGACUGGGAAAAGGAAGACCAGUGUCUCAUGCCUGAAGCUUGGAAUGUGGACCAGGGAGUAAUUACCAAACUCAAGGAACAAUACAAAAAGGAGAGAAAGGGGAAAAAGGGGGUGAAGAGAAAAACUACCGAAGAUCUGUUUCAGCCUCUAUCCUAUAUAAAACAGUCAAAACAGGGAUGUGAGAGAAUGAAGAAUCAAGUUUCAGGACCCAAUAGGUCAAAACUACAAGAUAUGCUUGCUAAUUUGAGAGAUGUUGAUGAACUUCCCUCAUUGCAACCAUCUGUGGGUUCACCGUCCAGACCCAGCAGUUCCAGGCUUCCUGAACACGAAAUAAAUAGGGCAGAUGAAGUGGAAGCACUGACAUUUCCCCCUUCUUCUGGGAAGUCAUUCAUCAUGGGAGCAGAUGAAGCCCUCGAAAGUGAACUGGGACUUGGAGAAUUGGCAGGCCUGACAGUGGCCAAUGAAGCCGAUUCGCUAACUUACGAUAUAGCAAACAAUAAAGAUGCAUUGCGGAAGACAUGGAACCCUAAGUUUACAUUAAGAAGUCACUUUGAUGGCAUUCGAGCCCUUGCUUUCCACCCCAUUGAGCCUGUUUUGAUAACAGCAUCAGAGGACCACACAUUAAAAAUGUGGAAUUUGCAGAAAACAGCCCCAGCCAAAAAGAGUACAUCUCUUGAUGUGGAGCCUAUCUAUACAUUCAGGGCUCAUAAAGGUCCGGUGCUCUGUGUGGUGAUGAGCAGCAGUGGCGAGCAGUGUUACAGUGGUGGUGCUGAUGGGCUGAUCCAGGGCUGGAACACCACCAACCCCAACAUCGAUCCCUAUGACUCCUAUGAUCCUUCUGUUUUAAGAGGCCCUCUGCUAGGCCACACCGAUGCAGUCUGGGGUUUGGCUUAUAGUGCAGCACAUCAGCGUUUGUUGUCCUGUUCAGCAGAUGGCACUCUCCGUUUGUGGAAUACAACUGAGGUUGCUCCAGCCCUGAGUGUAUUUAAUGAUAAUCAAGAAUUGGGAAUCCCUGCCUCUGUGGAUCUAGUGAGCAGUGACCCGAGCCAUAUGGUAGCAUCAUUCAGCAAAGGAUAUACAAGCAUCUUUAACAUGGAAACUCAACAACGCAUUCUCACUUUAGAAUCCAACCUAGAUACAACAGCCAACUCUUCCUGCCAAAUAAAUAGAGUCAUCAGUCAUCCCACUCUUCCCAUCAGCAUCACUGCUCAUGAAGACAGGCACAUCAAAUUCUAUGAUAACAAUACAGGCAAACUGAUCCACUCAAUGGUAGCCCACCUAGAAGCCGUUACAAGUUUAGCAGUUGAUCCUAAUGGCCUAUACUUGAUGUCUGGAAGUCAUGACUGUUCAAUACGGUUAUGGAACCUAGAAAGUAAGACAUGUAUCCAAGAGUUCACAGCUCAUCGGAAAAAGUUUGAAGAAUCAAUUCACGAUGUAGCUUUCCACCCAUCCAAAUGCUAUAUAGCCAGCGCUGGGGCUGACGCACUGGCUAAAGUCUUUGUAUGACAGAAUGCAUCAUCCUCACCUUCUAGCUCUUUACAAAUAAUCAACUGCACAAAAGAGAUACAGAAGACCAGGGCAAGAAUCAACCCAUCCUGCCCUUUCGUUCUGCUGAAGGAGCACAGAGGACAUUUGUUAAAGUAUAGUUUUGCAAUUCGUAUACUGUUUUCUAAAACUAAGGUUUGUUCAGGUUGCUGCAAGCUCAGCUGAAUCUAUGAGCCUGAAAACUGUUUCAAAUUUCCCCCAAAAUAGAAGCUAUUAUUUCUGAGGUGGUUCUAAUUCGCUAGGCAGGCCUGAGCGAACUUAAGUUUAGUUUGUCCCCUACUGAGUAAAUAGGGCACACUAUAUGGAAUAGUUAAAUAGCUUGGUGGCUGGGAAUAGUAGAAGAAGAGCAGAAAGUUAGACCUAGUUCUCCCCUGAGAAAUCUUGUUAAACACAUUAGUAGUCAAAACAGUAAUCUUUACCAUAUCUGUUGUACUAACCCCUGUGUGCAUAAUGACCAUGCAGUGUUAAAAUGAGUUUUGAAUUUAGCAAUCCUUUCAACUGUUCACAUAAAGCACUUGGCAAAGCGUUUUACUUAUUAGGGGAAAAAAAAAGCAAUAAUAUGUUAAAUAUGUUAUUAUUUAGAAAUGCUAAACAAAUACUUAGUUUGUAAGCAGAUUUCUAUAUUGUAAUACAUUUUGGAAAAUAGAUUUGGUACCAUUCUAAAGUUUAGCUGUCAAAAACACUCAUCGGUGUGAAGAGUAGUUGAUAGAAUCUGCUUUUACUAAAGGAUUUAACUUAUUCAGGUUUAAGAUUCUGUUUAUUUUUAAGGGCGAGCAGGGCAUGUCUUUGUAAUAAUUUCUAUUAAUUUUAAAAUUCACUUUAUUCAUGUGAUAUUUAUAUUACCAGAGUGAUUAUUUCAUAUUGAUGAACUCUUAACUUUCUAGUGGUUGAAAAGAUGGGAGUUAUUUGCCAGUACUCAUUUAUCAAAACCCAUAUAACCAUGCUUCAGAAGAUCUCUGCUCUUUCUUGUUUGUCUCUCAUAUUCAAAUUAUCUGACACCUAUCAAAAAUAGUUUAUAAUUAUUAUGUUUUCACAGUCCAAGGGGUAUGGUUAACCUCAGGCAGCUGCUUUUGCAGAUGUACUAAAUAAAGCAAAUGUUUUAUACCCCAGAAGCCCUCCAGUAGCAUCUCCAAGAAGAACUUCUUGGAAAUCUGGAUGGAAGACUUCAGUGCACAUUGGAUAAAUAGCUCUUUCUUUCUCCCUACCCCUUCUCCACUGUUUAAUGGAAUACACAGCAUGUUUUAAUGGGCAGUGACUAUUAUUUCUGGGGAAAACCAUAUUUUAAAGGACCAGGGUUCCCUGGUCCUUGCCUGUGACUGAAAUGUGGUCAGCUCUUAGGAUUCCCAUGACCUCAUUCUCUGGAUCUGGUAUGUAGACCUCAUUCCUACAAGUGUCCCACCUCUCCUCAUGUACUCUUGUUUGCCCAAAAUGUCAGAGACCAAUCUAGAAAUGAGAACUAAAUUAAUGCCCAACUUUUCAGCAAAAUAUGUAUAUAAUAAGCUCUCGGACUUUAAAAAAAAUCCAUAUUAUAAAUAUUUUAACCUUUUAAUGUAAUUCUGGCAUUCCUAUCCCCUCAUAUUCCAUUGUCAUAACAGUCACACUUCUGAUGAUAUGAACUCCUGGAAGAAGUAUUCUGGUAGUGAGUGAUGUGGAUGAGAAUUGACAACUUUUCUUUAAAAUUUCUGCUCGUCUGCCUCUAAAAUUCUGCAAAUUUUCAGGCAGAUUUUCUUUUACAGGCAAAUUUUCUUUAAAGUUAAGGACCUGUGUUAAAUUUACUUAAUUGAUAUGCAGAUAUGCUUUAACACUUUGACACAGCUACCUUGUCAUUUCAUCUGUGCUUUGGUUAACAGUAGGCUCAAGGGACUCAUUUGUAUAAUCAAAUGAAUUGACCUGAACAUGUGCUACCGGGUCAUAUCUGAGUUACAUACCAGGUGACGAUUUAUAUUCCCAUGCAGACACAGAAUUCCACAUCGUGAUUGGUGAAUUCCUCUUUCGGUUCUGCAGAGCAAAGAAGUGGCGUUGCUAACCUAACAUUUGUAGAAGGAUACUGGAAAACUUAAGUCAGAUGCCUGCCCGUGGCAUAUUUAUGAUGAGCGACUACAAAGCUAUUGUUCUACCAGUUAUCGCUUUAAUUACCUUCCAGGGUCUUCAGUGCCUGCUUUACUUAUGUAACUGAAUUUCUCAAAACCAAGACCUUCUUUUUACCUGCAUUUUAUGCCUCACAGUUGAAAUUUUUCUGUUAGUGAGUGGAAAAUAACCAUGAGAUACGUAGACUGUACUGCAAAUGAUGGAACUGUUGAAAGUUCCUUAGGAAGCCAGUGCUGUGCCACUGGAGACUGUAUGCAGAAACAGACUUGUCUCACUAGCACUGUAUGAUCUCAGCCUAGAAUUGAGCCAAAGCUGUCUUCCAACCAGAUAGAACGAUCCAUGUACAUGUGUCUGCUUUUUCCCCCCUCAGCCUAUCAAAAAUUGAAUCAACAUUCACAAAAUAAUAUCAUCAUAAUUCAAAUAGUCACUGAAAUGCUUUCAUAGUGCUUAAUUUGUAAAUAUUUUGGAUGAAAUGUAUUGGAUUAGUAUGAAAAUUAGCAGGAGAUAUGGGUCCCUGCCUUAUUUUCAUAUGCUAUGGAUACAUCUCGGGAGCUUGCAGCACCCUUCUCAAAACUCUGCUGUCCUAUGGAGCUCAUUUGCUACUCGGACCAUAGAUAGAUAUUUAACAUAAGUGAUAUAAUGACCUUCAGUAUUUUUCUAUUGAACAAGUUUAUCAAUUUUUGCCAUUAAACAGAUAAUUCGUUAUGCAAAGUAUUUAGCUUUUAUAAUCAUUUUAGUUAUGACUUAAUGGGGAGGAAUUGAGCUGCAUCACUGAUAAUGAACUUUGUGAGAAAUUUUUUGUUUAUCUGACUUUCAUUCCUUAAGUAUUCUUGCUAUAAAUUUCUUUUGGAGAUGAUGAUUUAUUUGAAAAUGUCUAAAAUGUAUGUAUAUUUUAUAAAUAUAUAUUAUAUAUAUUGUAAGAAUAUAUAUAAUAUAUAUGGACUAUAUAUAUGUGUAUAUAUAUGUGCAUAUAUAUAUACACAUAUAUAAAACCAUAGGUGCAUUUUACUGUUUUGUAUUUUCAUUUUUGGAGGUAGUGUACACAGCAGGUAAUGAUGAGUAUGAGUGUUGUGCUGUUUGCUUUUACAAUAUAAUAUAUAGUUCUAAAUGUUUAAAUUACUGUAAAUACUAUAUUCAUUAUAGGCUAGCAUGCUUAUUUUAAAGACUGUCAUUCUAGUUUAUUAAAAUCUGAAUGUAAGAAAACUUGGCUAUUCAAAUGUGAAUUGAAAAAUAUUCCAGUCUCAGUACUCAACCAUUUCCAUUGAACAUUCAGGAUUUUUAACGAAACACAUACCAUCAAGAAGGCAAUAGCUAGAGAAUGAGAGGUGCCUUUACUAAAAAUACAAAUGCAGCCUUACAGUGAGGAUGAGGCUUGAGUUUGGGAGUGGGGAUGAGAGAGAGAGAGGGAGAGAGAGAGUGUGUUGGCCAAUCUGUGAAGGUCCUGAUUUGUGACCAUCAAUGUCUUUUUAAUAUAUCUGCUCAACUUCUAGGACUUCAGGGGACAUUUCAUGCGCUAUCUUUGUGCUCUUCUCAGCACCGUAUAUACUUUCCAAGAAUUUUGAAUGUGAAUUCCUAAAAAUUUCAGUAGAGAAGGAAAUGACUCCUAUUUCAUUAUAGUCAAGUUCAGGUAAAAGGAGAAAUUGUUGGUUCACCAAAAUUAUGGGAUCUCAUUAAUGUUAGCUCAGUGUAACUUUUAAAAGCUCACUUUUUUAGUACUUAAUAUAUUUUCUCCUUACACAAGAGCAUGUAUGAAAUUCUUAUGUAAUGAAGAUUCAGCUAGUAAAAAUUAUUUGUAGGUUAAACACCUGAACUAGUUAAAAUUCCACCUACGAGUAGUAUUUAAAUGGCAUCUUUCGUAUCUACCUCUUUGUCAUUGCUGCCAUUUUAACUAAAGCAAAUCUUUAUGACAUCUGAAAUGAUGGUUGGAUGCAAAUUAAAAAUCUGUGUUGGUGCUUUUCUCAGGCUUUGUCAUUUAAGUUAAUAUGGAGUUAAGAUGUCACAAAUCAGAUUGAAAGACAGAAUUAAUUUUGGUUUUCUUUUGAAAGAACUGCUUAAAAUUUAUUAUCAAUGUUGAUAGUUGAGAUAGAAAAUCUUGGGUUAGUAUAUUUGUCUGUGUGAUGUUUUCAACCAAGAGCCAAACUGUUACUGAAUUUAUAUGGAAAAAGCUCUUAGUAUAAUUUUCUUCAACUUACUUUGUUCUUUGAAAGCUAAUUCAAGGCUAUUAAGUACAUAAUCAUUAAUUUUAUUUACUCAGCAGUUGCCUCCAUUACUAUGUUACUUGUUUAGUUAUUUAUAUAAUUACAAACCUUUAAGUGUUUGACACUGGGAUUCAGGUUGUACAAAAGUAGUAGCUGACAAAUUAUAUGUAUAUUUUUAUGAAAUGUAUCAAUUCCUAAAGUUCAUUUUAGGGGAAGGUCCAGACAACUAACAUAUGUGUGUAUAAAAACAAAGGACGGGUCAUUGGUAAAUGAUUUAAAUAAUUUUUACUCUUGCUACUGAAGGUUUUUAAAUUGGCUAUAUUCAUUAUCCAGCUGAAUCUCCCCAUGUUAGUGUAAGGGACAUAUAAGGUUGACAGCAUUUAACAAAUUGUGUCAGUUUUUUUUUUUUUAUUAUUUUAAAAACAAAUAUUAGGUAAAACGGAGAUCCCUAGAUCCCACUUAUUUAUUCUAACAGUAUUUCUAAAGUGGUGCUUGGGGGUCAGAAUUUUCUGGAUAUUUGCUAAUCAAGCUUUAGAAUUUGAUUUAACUGGGACCACAUGCUUACCAUCCUUCUGAUGCAAAUUAGAAAGUUCAUUUUAAUUUACAUUAACUGUAAUGUCUGCCUGGGUUUUUAACAGGCUGUGAACCAGUGAGUGCCUUGUUAAUGCAGAAUGAUUUUUCCCUGGUUGUGUGUUAGCUCCUCUCUGAAAAUGUCUCAGAGAAUGGUGUUUUAGUUGACUUGUAGAGAGCUGCUAAAUUUGGUGUUAUCAGCAAUCAGAAAAGUCUUCAUUGUACCACAUAACCUCCCUCCCUACUUUCUUCUCAUUGUUUGGCUGAAGUUGGCCUCUUGUGAGAAACAAGUACAACCCACCUUCUCCACAGUUUUUUCUAAUCCCGAUUAAGAGGUAUCCCCUACACCCAUCCCAAAUGUAUGAUCUAAUAAGUGUUUUUAGGAGGAACCACUUCUUUGUAAUCCUGAAAUCUAUCAGUUAUUUCAUGUCUUCUCAACUUCAGUUUACUAGAGCUGACCUCAGGGCAUCAUCAGUUCAGAUUCCUAAAUAACUUCCCUUCUCCACACUCCCACACCCCUCCAACUGGUGAACCCUGGACCAGAUUGUUUGAUCUUCAGGUAUUUUAAAUUUUAGUUAUAUCAAUUAAUGUAAAUUAAUCCAAAUGCUAAUUUUUGUGGUGCAAGAAGUUUCUUUUGUAAAUUCAGGGUAUGGAUAAGCUAAGAUAUCCUUUUUUGGUGGCUCUAAGUGUAUUAUUUGUUUUUAAAUAAAGUGUACAAAUAUAGAUGAUGUGCUAUAGGUGUCUCAUGAAUUGAAAUAUUUGUCAGAUUUGGAAUCUAGUGGAUUUGCACUUAAUACAACCUGAUUUUGUUAUUUUUUUUGCGGGGGGAGGUAGUAGAUGGUUACAGAGAAAUAAAAGGGUAUUAGAGCAGAUGUGAGUCCAAAAUAAUGACCCAAUCUUAAUUAUUAAUUGUAAAGAAAGCAGAGAAAUUUAUCAUUAUAGAGAGGUUGGACCUUUGGAAAGCCAGUAAAAUUAAAAUACCCCAUAGAUUGGAUCAAUAAUACUUUCAGGGACACAGGUGUAUUUUUUCAAGUGUUCAGUUACAUAACUAAAAAAAUUAUACACGCAUAUGUAUAUAAUCUAAUAUGUUUUUAUUUUUUCUUUGUUUGGCUGCUUAACAGACAAGCAUAAUAAGCUUUCCCCUUCCCCUUGAUCCUUGAAAUCAACAUUAUUUUUCCUGGGCUUCCCCUGCUCAGAACUCACAGUCUUCUCUUCCAGUCUGGACUCACAAUACUGUAUGGAAUGUAAAAGGUACCUCUUCUGGUGUCCUUGAAACUAUCCACUGUUUUUGAUGUUGUGUAUGCUGCUGUAGUUAGUGUUGCAUCCUAAAAAUGUACACAUUUCUCAGUGGUGUCAGAAAUGUCCCUUUUUUUCCUUUUAAUGAGAGCUGAGACAUGAUUUGCUUGGAGUUAUUUUAGAGUAAUCUAGCUCAGAUGGUCCUGAGGAACUCCCACGUUUUUCAUGGAUUGAUGGAACCCUGGGGUCAGCCCAGGUUCAGAGUGGAUUUCUGACUUGCGUUGGGGUUCCAAGACCACCACUGAGGUUUUGAGGGGACCUAGAAUUGUCGCUGCACUUCGAGUAUUCCCCAGGAACACCUGAGAGCCGGGCAGCACCCUUUAACCCAAACACUAACCGUGAAGCAUCCCUCCAUUUGUUACUUCUCAGUGACGCCUGUCGCUUACAAUGAUCAGGACAUUGUGAUUCUGUGCAGGAGCACCAACAUGCAACUCUGAACACUGGAAUCCAUAUUUUCUGGAACACAGAUUUUAAUUAAGUAUACUUUGUGUACUUUCAAAACCAUACAAUCCCAAAUCCACCAAACAAAAACUGACUCACUUUCCGUUUCACUUAGAUCCUGCAAAACCUUAAGCCCUGUCUUACUCCUUGUUAUUAGACUAAAGGUCAUGGCGGUUUCGGUCAGACUUGAAGAUGGAUCUGACUAUUUGGGUGAACAAAAUCUGCAAUAUCCUGCUAAUAGGAUUCUUUCAUAGAGAAUUCUCUUGUCCUUGGUGAUUUAGCCAUUCACCUUACAUGAAGACUGGUGCAGAUGCUAAUUCCACAUUGACUUUCCCUCGGUGCCUCUUUAAGAGAGAAUUAAUCCAGUGAGGUAAAGGAGAGCCCACUGUAAAACAUCUGUUAAAUAGCACUUGGAGUAUUAGAGUUACUAUUAUUAAUUCACGUGCCAAAGUUUUUCAUGCCCUCGUAAGAUCCAAUGCAUGUACCAGGUUCCCAAUCUGUAACCUCAAACCAAAGACGUUUUUUAAUUACUUUAUAUAAUAGCAUCAUCAAAUUAAGGGUAAUGGUAAAGAAACCCAUCACGCACAAAUGAGAAUUCCCAAACUGAAAAGCUUUCUUUAAUUAAAAAAAAACUGCUCAGAUAGCAAAAUUUAAUGUUAAGCAUGAGUUGUUAAAAUGCUUGUGAUUUAUAUAAAAUGGGCUGAAAUGUUAAAGUAUACUAACAUCCAACUGCUUUCUUAUGGGAGUGGGAGCAAGGCAGUAAUUGUUCAUAAACAAGAUGAAUUUACCUUACAGAAAAGAAAUUUCAUCAGAAACGGUUUCCUUUGGAUACUGGGUAACGUGGGUGAGGGUGUCGGGAAAGAAGAACCUCACCGAAAAGAAAGAGCAGCCAGCCCUGUGAUCUGCACCCACCACCUAUUGUCUCCCUUUCUCUUUAAAUAGCCUGGAAAGAUGACCUCUGAGGUCCUUUUGACCUCGAAAAGGGAAUGGUUCCUAUUCUGGCUUCUUGUUUGUCAUUGGUCCCUUUAUCUAAAGAUGUUUAGGAAAUAUAUCCGAAGUAUCCUAGAGUCCCCCAGUUAAGUGUCAGACAACAUAGCUUUUAUUAUAUUUUAGGAUGCUAUAUUAACAUAGGCUCAGGGAUGUUGUGUGAUCUGCACAUGUCAGACUGAAGACUAGACAUGUAAGAAAUACGUGUAGCCAAGUGAUAA
Rhinolophus ferrumequinum (greater horseshoe bat) is the source of this 10414-nucleotide messenger RNA. RefSeq names its product striatin (gene STRN). The coding region runs from base 145 to 2574 and encodes 809 amino acids. NCBI's taxonomy places the organism in Eukaryota, Metazoa, Chordata, Mammalia, Chiroptera, Rhinolophidae. The record is from RefSeq and is a predicted model, not a curated record. Gene Ontology annotation, molecular function: protein-containing complex binding; armadillo repeat domain binding; calmodulin binding. Gene Ontology annotation, cellular component: dendrite. The transcript has 19 exons.